This is a messenger RNA of Linum trigynum, 3270 nucleotides long. Lineage: Eukaryota; Viridiplantae; Streptophyta; Magnoliopsida; Malpighiales; Linaceae. The record is from the annotation of a GenBank genome assembly.
UCCUUACCUUUUGCUAAAUCCACAAAACCUACCACCGUUCUCUCUCACGCAUCACGCAGAUAGACAAUUAACUACUAAUCACAUCGACAGAUAACCACUAAUCGACCCGACUAUCACCCCAACUACUAACACCAUCAACAAACCAAAUUUUGAUUUAGAUAAUCAUUCAAACUAGUAAAGCUGCCCAUUCAAUCUAGUAACCAAGUAGUCGGAUUAGGAUACCUUAACCAUAGAAACAAAGAGAAUUUGAGCUGAAAAUCAAGUCCGAAAACCAAAUUAAACGUCUGGCCUAACCAACUAUUACCGGAAAGGGUUCUGAAAUCCAUCCCGGAAAGUCCAGACACCCCCCCCAGACAGGGGAGCUGUUGCUUCUGCUGGGCAUCGGCGAGCUAUGAUCUUGCCAACCAUUCCAGACAGAGGAUUCUGGAGUCGGGCUUCAGCCUCGGUGACCAGGCCGUGCGAAGCUUCUCGAUAGGGAACUGCUCAAACAGCCGGGCGACCAACCCACCACGGUAGACACCGUCGACCUUCUCCAAGUAUUUUGAGCCCUCUGGGAAGUGUGGAGCGUAGAUGCAAUCCUCCCUGCAUUCACGCCCCUCAAACUCUCAAACUGUGCACCUCUCCAUUUGAUGUCACUCACUCAUUAUGGAGAAGUUCAGAUGCCCUGCAUUAAGUCAAAGAAUACCUUGGAGCAGAAGUCGAAAUGUUGCUGCAUCUAAACUUGUCCCUUGAAGAUUGCUCAUCCUGGAUCCCUGUUCACCACAAUACCUGAAUCAUCGCAUGAUCUAGGCGAGCGGGUUAACUUGGAGAAUCCUUGUAAAGACAACAAUUAAGACACAGCCGAAAAUAGAGCUGAGUAUUACACGAUCCAAAUAGAAAAUUGACGAUAUACAACAUCAGACUCCUUCCUCCAAUAUAAUCACUGGAAACAAGGACGAUGGUGACUAUGGGUGCAGAUAUUCAUCUCUUAAUUUCCACAUGUUCUCUUGGUUCCUUCCGAGAGAACCCAUUAAAAAAGGGAUCAUUUCCACAUGUCGAAUUGCAUAGCAGUUGCAUAAUAGGAGCAAAUCUAAGAAUAUCUGAACACUCCAAGUCCAGAAAACCACUAAAGAAAAGAAAGCAUUCAUACAGACACGAUAUCAUCAAAGCCCCGAAGUAGAAAGGAAAGACAGGAAGGUAAGCAGAGUUGGGAACUUCUACAACCAAAUUCCUAAACUACAUUCAUAAAGGAACAAACAGUCUCUCCAUAAUCUUUCUUUCACCAACCGAGUAAGCAACCUAUCAGUCAGAAAGUCCAAAUUAGCGUGUUCACAUCGUAAUCACCGUUUCUUUGCCCCCAAGUUUUCAUUUCCCCUAUGUCUCUAUAUAAACAAUCAAAUGAUCAUUUCCUCCAUAACAGACCAACUUCAUUGCAGUGCGAAAAGAGGAAAAGAGAGCAACUUGAAUCAUACCCAAGAGAAGUUCAACGAGGAUGACUACUACUCCUGCUGCUAUUGGGGAAAUAUGGGUAAUUUCAUUUCACGGGCAGGGGCAUCUCCUACCGACCUUCGAACUCUGCCAGCAAUUCCUCUCCCGGAAGCUCAAAACCACUCUGUUCGUCUCCUCCCGCGUCUCCUCCUCCAUCCCUCCCCCUCUCUCCGCCGACCAACUCUUCCACGUCGUCGAGACCCCGCAACUCCCGCCUCCUCCUCCACCGUCGCCUGACACCGGCGACCAUUUCCACCAUCGCAUCCAGCUGGAGCGCGUCCAGAUGGCUGAGUGCCUCCAAAAGUUACUCGCGAUCCGCGGGGCUAAACCCCUCUGUGCGGUCGUCGACCAUCUGAAAUCCUGGGUGGGUUCGAUUCUUCACGAGCUCGACAUCCCGGCGAUUGGGUUCUUCACAUCGGGAGCGUGCUCGGCGGCGAUGGAGCACGCGAUGUGGAAGGCGGGGUCGGCUGAUUUGGGAGAAAUCGGAAACGAAAGCCGUUUGCUUCCCGGCUUACCAGAUCACAUGGCGGUAACGGGAUCUGACCUCAAAAGAAGACCUUUUGGGCACUCUGGAAGGCGGCACCCAUCUCCACCACCGCAGCCCAUUGGGCCGCCACCUCCUAGCCCAGAAUCUGAGCUCCCGAAACCACCCAUGGGCCGGAGAAGGAAGGGUCCACCUGCGCCCGGUGAUCAACCGCAUUGGUUCCAAGAAAUGGAUGGAUUUGCCCAGUACCUUUACAACACGUGUCACGAACUGGAGUCCCCAUUCAUCGAGUACCUCAACGAAGCUUUUGGCAAACCAGUUCGGGCCGUUGGUCCAUUGCUGCCAGACAAAUACUGGAAAUCGACGAGGAUGGGUUCAGCGUUCCGGGAUCAGGAAGUACGAGUGAAACGAGAGACAAAUGUGAAGGAAGAGGAGGUGAUCGAAUGGCUGGAUUGCAAACCGGCCGGAUCAGUGCUAUACGUAUCAUUUGGCAGCGAGGUGGGUCCGACGAUAGAGGAGUACUCAGAGUUGGCUGAGGCGCUGGAAGCAUCGAACCGACCAUUCAUCUGGACAAUCCAACUCGGUUCCGGCCCUUUUGGUUCUAAGUUUAACUCGGACGAGAACCCGGAGCAAGGAUUUUACCCACAUGGUUUGCAGGAGAGAGUGGGGAAGGGGAGAGGCUUGAUCAUCCACGGGUGGGCGCCACAGCUGCUGAUCUUGAGCCACCCUUCUACUGCAGCGUUCUUGUCGCACUGUGGAUGGAACUCGACCGUGGAGGCCAUUGGGUGCGGGGUCCCCAUACUAGCAUGGCCAAUUCGAGGUGAUCAAUAUCAUAAUGCCAAACUUGUGGUCAAGCAUUGGGAUGCUGGUGAAUUUGUAACAGAUGAUUUCUCAAAAUCGGUCAGCAAAAACGACAUUGCUCGAGGCAUAGAGGAUAUAAUGCGCCAGGAGGAGGUGAAGAAAAAUGCAAGAGCCAUUAGUGUCAAGCUUGAGAAUGGCUUCCCUAUCACCUCUACGGAUGCUUUGAAUGCUUUCAGGGACUCAAUUCUGAGGGCUGCCAAUUCCUAAUGCUGCAAACCUACUUAUUGCUAUGUACCGAAUAUGCAGUGGCUUCUAUUUGUACUUGUUUCUUUUUCACUAUGAUUCGAAAUCAUACUACGAUUUCGGUUGAAGGAUCAAAUAUGUUUUUAUCUCAUUAUACUAUCAUGGGUUUCUUACGAUUGUCAGGGUCUCAGGGAAAUACAUGUACUACUAGUUUCUUUUCUUCUACCUCCAUCUUGCGACUUCUGCACGACCUUAAAUUAAGCCGACUCGUUACC